Messenger RNA from Nomia melanderi (Alkali bee), 1292 nucleotides. RefSeq names its product mitochondrial ribosomal protein L47 (gene mRpL47). The record is from RefSeq and is a predicted model, not a curated record. Gene Ontology annotation, cellular component: mitochondrial large ribosomal subunit; mitochondrial ribosome. NCBI's taxonomy places the organism in Eukaryota, Metazoa, Arthropoda, Insecta, Hymenoptera, Halictidae. Gene Ontology annotation, biological process: mitochondrial translation. Gene Ontology annotation, molecular function: structural constituent of ribosome.
GCCGAAGUCGUAAUCCGUAAAGAUAGUUACAAAACUCAAAAAUAUUGAAUGAUUUUUCUGAAAGUAGCUGCAGAAUUUCGCAAUAUGUAAUAUACAUUGGUAUAAGAAGCUAGAAAAAUGACGACAGAGAUUUUUCCUCUAUAAGACUGUAUUCCCUAUCAAUGCCGAUAGUACGACCGUACUUUACAUGUGCACAAUGGCAGCCCUUACGAAAACCAUACAAAUUUCAAAAAGUGUAAAUAAUGUGAUGAAGUUACUAACAAAUUUAACUCUAGCGCCAAAUGUUAAUUCAAUUGCUUCUCCGCUGUACAUUCGAAGGGUACCUACUUUCCAAUUUGCUUUCAUUCAUACUACAACCAAACGAAACGAUUUAAUGGAAUUUUUUGAUGAUAAGGAGAAUUGGGGAAAGGACCAGAUUAAAGUAGGACGUUCUUGGAGAAUAGAUGAAUUAAGAUUAAAAAGUAAUGAGGAUCUGCAUAAGUUAUGGUUUGUAUUGUUAAAAGAACGAAAUAUGCUAUUAACAAUGGAAGAAGCGUAUAAGGAUUUAGUGGAAUAUUUUCCCAAUCCCGAAAGGAUUGAUAAAGUUAAAAAUAGUAUGUAUAACUUGGAGACGGUAGUUCGUGAAAGAAAUCAGGCGUAUCAUAUGCUUGAAACUGGAGAAAGUGGAGAACGACCAUCAAAAAUAGUAUAUAGUCAAAUAGGCUUACGGUACGUGUAUUGCAUGACACAACACAAAAUACCAAAAUGUAUAAAUAGAGGAUGGCAGAAGAGGUACCAAUUUGGUUUCAGGAGUGCUGCAGUAUGCAAGUUCAUACGACUUUACAGAGAAAAAUGUUGGAAUGAGAAACGUAGAGCACGGAAUCGUCAAUUUAGGGCUGUGGUUGGUUUGGCGCGAGUAUUCCCUAAUCUGGACUGGGAGGCUGUACGAGAAAAAUAUCCUUUAGCCGAUAUUGAAAAAGCUAAACGUAUGAGAAAAGCAAUAGGUCAUUAUAUACCCGAAUAAAUGCAUUUCUCUUUAGCACUAUGAUUGCAUUCAACUUUAGUAUAAGUAGAUUUAAAGUACAUAAAAUAAGUAUUUCUUUUAUUGCAUAAAAUGUAUCUUAUAGUUUGCAGAAGAUUAUGAACGUUUCUGAAAAUCAUUACCUUUCAUUAAUCAUUCUUCUUCUUUGUAUCUUAUUUUAUAUUGUAUCUAUGUCCCCUUAAGCUAUUAUCAGCUGUUCAUAUUAAUUCCAUGUUGUUUAAAUACUUUUUAAAAAUGUCUAUAAAGCGAUAAACGUUAUAAAAAAAAUACA